This is a messenger RNA of Caenorhabditis elegans, 1093 nucleotides long. It is a transcript of the gene F41G3.5, whose product is annotated as non-specific serine/threonine protein kinase. Gene Ontology annotation, molecular function: protein serine/threonine kinase activity; protein kinase activity; ATP binding. The transcript is spliced from 7 exons. The record is from RefSeq and is marked reviewed. Bases 56 to 1051 code for a protein of 331 amino acids. NCBI's taxonomy places the organism in Eukaryota, Metazoa, Nematoda, Chromadorea, Rhabditida, Rhabditidae.
AUUUUCCGUCUCGUAAUUAUUUCUAUUCAUUUUGUGUAUUUAUCACCGUUGAAACAUGGGAACGGUUUGUAAAGAAAAUAGUGAGAAUCAAGUCUCUGAAGGCGUUGAAUUGGAUAAAGGAUAUCGGCUUCUAGACUAUAAAGUCGUACGGUUUAUCGCCAAAGGAGCAUUUGGAGCUGUCUAUCAGGUCGAUCACAUAAAUACUCUACCAUUUGCUCUGAAACUUGAAAGCCGAAGCUCUGAAACUAGAAAUUUGAAAAUGGAAGCUGUUGUUCUCAGAAGCCUUCUCCCAAUUCGUUCACCUUAUUUCUGUCGUGUCUUCUUUUGCGGGAAAGCGGAAAAAUUCAAUUUCCUUAUUAUGACUCUUGUCGGAAAGAAUUUGAGCGAGCUUCGUGCCAACUGCCCGAAUCGAAAGUUUUCACGUCGAACUGGUCUUCAAAUUGGAAUUCAAAUGAUCAAUGCCAUCCAACAACUUCAUUCCAUUGGAUUCAUUCAUCGUGACAUAAAACCUGCCAACUUUUGCAUAAAUCUCGACAAUCCACAUCAACUUGUGAUGGUCGAUUUUGGAAUGUGCCGGAAAUAUUUGAAUGAUGGAGGAACUCAACUGAGACAUCCAAGAUGGUCUGUUCAUGGUUUUAGGGGAACUGUUCGAUAUGCACCACUGGCUACUCAUUAUGGAAGAGAUUCUUGUCGUAAAGAGGAUUUGGAAACAAUCUUUUAUGUUUUGGUUGAACUUUUAGUUGGAACAUUGCCUUGGAUGACUAUGGAAGAACAUAUUCAUGUUGAGCAUUCUAAGCAAGUUGCAAGAACUACGGGAUUGCGUGAAUUCCUCUCUGGAUGCCCAAAACAACUUGUUCAUAUUCUCCUUUACAUUGACAAUCUUCGCUUCUACGAUGCACCUGACUAUGCACUUAUUCGUGGAUUGCUCAGUUUUGCCCUGGAAAAUUGUCAACACAAUGGAUCAUUCGAGUGGGAAGAAGAAAUGAAAAUGGAAAGAAAAAAGGACGAAGAUAUGAGAUCGAAAGACGAAUCUGAAAUUGAGGAUGGAUGACGCCGGAUCUAGAAAUUAAUAAAAGUUCUUGAAUUCUUCAAA